This is a messenger RNA of Pelobates cultripes (western spadefoot toad), 13186 nucleotides long. Lineage: Eukaryota; Metazoa; Chordata; Amphibia; Anura; Pelobatidae. The record is from the annotation of a GenBank genome assembly.
GAAGGUGAUCCCCCGAGCCCUGUUUGGGAUGGUCCGCCGGUUAGAGCAGCUAUAUGCUGCGCAGUGCUCCGGCAUGUCGUACAGGAAUGUUACAGAAUUCCGACCGGUCCAAAAAGGCGCCCGCAUUCCUCGCUCUCCCAGAGGUCAAUGCGCCGUCUAUGGAUGAUAUAUGUCCAUGAUUGACAUUACAGAGAUUGCUUCCUGGGAAGCAUUCAGGUGACGUCAGUGACGUGCGCAACGGAAACUACUAAAAGAGUGAAGCGAGGCUCUGCGUGAACGUGCCUCACCCAAGAUGGCGGAUUCCUCCGGACGGAAGAUGCCGGUUAGCUUACUUCCUUUGUUUUGGAGGCUCAAUUCUGGCGCCGGAAGUGGCACUGGAUGGGUGGAUGCGAUGGAGCAGGCUAAGAUGGCGUCUCCUAAGAGUGCGCCAAAGGAUGCACAGGUACAGUACCGUGCUUUUAUUAUGUAUGUCGUGUUUUUGUGAGUGAUAGCCAUUAUAUUGGGCUCUCCAUGAUGUUCUUCCAGGCAGGGGAUGGCUGUUAUUGCCAUAUUCCAUGCAGCAGCUCUGUUAUUGUGUAUCAAGGCUCCCCUGAUGCUCACACAGGUAAAUGGGAGUCCUAAUACAUAACAGCCAGCAUGCCUGUGUAUAGCCAGCCACGUCCUGUAAGUUAAUCAGUCCCCAAUAAUACUCAGACUAGGUGUGCUGAGCCAGGUGCAAGGGUAGGGAUCGUGGGAAUUGUAGUCCAGCAGCUGGAGCACUAGCUCUGAUGUAGAUCAGGUGUGGGGGGGGGGGUAGUGUUGUGUUUUGGGCUAAUAGACAAAUGGCCCCUGCAUGGAGUCACCUGGAGCAUUGCACAUGCACAAACUGAUUAACUAAUCCCUGGGUUUACCCCAACAUGUGAUUUUUUUUAUUUUUUUUUAUUUUUUUUAAAACAGGUUUUAGUGCCUACCCGGAGUGGCCCUUUUUGUAAAGGAAUUUUCCAAACACCUGAAGCAGUUUAGUUUGGCACAUUGCUUUGUGUGUCCUCUUUAUCAUUUUAUAAAAAGUGCAGAUCAAUAGAAAGUGGCACUUUUAUCAAUGAACCUUGUUACUGUCAGGCAGCUGGUUCUUUAAAGGGACAGUUUAGGCAACAUAACAACUUACUCUAAAUUACGUUGUUUUGGUGCAAAGUUGCCACAGGGUUACCUCAACAGGUUACCCCAAAAAGUGCCAAUCUCAACAGCACCCAGACUGAAACAGUGUUCUGAAAUUUGAGUUUCAAGCAAGUUUUGAGAAUGAGAAAUCAUUGACUGGCUGGAAGCAUCAGCUGAUCGCUCUUUAUCUAAUCAGUGUUCCCAUGCCUAGCAGCGUUGUAUGCUUUCUGAAACUAAAAUUUCAGAAGCCGUCUGGGGGCCUUGCGAUCGGGGCCCUGAGCCUGGAGUGUUUCUUUAACUUCCUUGUUUGUUUAGCUCAGUUGAGCUUACUCAAGAAACAAUUGCCCAGAGCACCCAUGUCUGGCCUGGGGAAGUAGAGGGCUAGCAGAGGUCGCUGUAAAUAGAUCUUCGGUAAGCUGUUUAUAUAUACUCCAAAGAAAAUGAAAUGCUUAAUUAAAGGUGUGAAUGUCUUAAUUGAAUGCAUGUCUACAAAAUUGCAUUUUUUUAUUUAUUUUUUUUUAAUUGGCAGUGGAGUGCUCAUGUAAGGGAAAUACACAGCUGAGUUGUGCAUGAUGCAUACAGUUAUCUUGUUUCUUUCUAUAUGACAUCUGUACGUAUUUAUAAUUUCUAAACUACUGGAGGUAGUUACACAUUGGGCAUCAGAGGGGUUAAACAUUGUAUGUGCAGGAUUUCAUCACAAAGCAUUGCAUAUACAGACUCUAAGCACCAUGACCACUACAAGGAACUGUGCAUGUGACUUCUAUCAUGUACAAAACUACUCUUAGCCCCUUAAGGACACAUGACAUGUGUGACAUGUCAUGAUUCCCUUUUAUUCCAGAAGUUUGGUCCUUAAGAGGUUAAAUAGGUGUAUAGCUUAAGAUUCAGUAGAAAGCACAAGCCCUAAAAUACAUCUUAUAAAUCAUGCAGUGACUUUUAAGUAGGAGUUGUCAUCUGAAACCUGCAAAUUAAAUUUUUUUUAAUUUUUUUUUUUCCCUCUUCUACAGGUAAUGGCUCAGAUCCUAAAGGACAUGGGGAUUACAGAAUAUGAACCUAGAGUAAUUAACCAGAUGCUGGAAUUCACAUACCGUAAGUGAAAACCUGACAGAUUCCUUGAACCAUUGCUUUGUUAAUCUUAAUUUGUUUGAAGAAUAAUAAAAAGUGGUCAUUGAUUUCCCAAGUCUCCCACAGAUUAAUUGGUGAAAGUAUCGGCAACAUGUUUGGAGUUUAGAGACUUCGUCUUUAAAAAUUGUUCUGGAAUAAAAUGUUCCUUAAAGUGGAAUUUUUUAUAUUGGAAUGGGAGGGGGGAGAGGAAAGAACAUUUUAAUUUUUUUUAUUUUUACUUUGUAAAUAUUGGAAUGGGGGGGGGGGAGAGAACAUUUCAAUUUUUUUUUUUUACUUUGUAUGUCUGUCUGAUAUUGCAGAGCCAUAGCAAAUAAAUUGAUUUAUAUAUCUUUUUUUCUUUUGUAGGAUAUGUAACAACAAUACUUGAAGAUGCAAAGAUUUAUUCUAGUCAUGCAAAGAAGAACAACAUUGAUGCAGAUGAUGUACGCCUCGCCAUACAAUGCAGGACAGACCAAUCAUUUACAACUCCUCCUCCAAGAGAUGUGAGUUUAUCAUUGUAAUAAAGCUAUGGUUAACAGGACACUUCGUGCAGCAAUACAAGCUUAAUGUAUUUUUGUGUUUCUGCCUCAUUUAAUAUGCUGUUUGGCAUGCUCAAAUCCUUAGUUUUUAAAUAUAUAAAAUAAACAUUCAUCAUUAUCCAUGCAUUCUCACUCCUUAAAUACUUCCUUAUGAAUUGUAUUAUCAUUUUUCAUAUUAGUUUUUACUAGAAAUUGCAAGACAAAAGAACCAAACCCCUCUACCUUUAAUCAAACCUUAUGCUGGACCCAGGCUACCUCCAGACAGAUAUUGCUUGACUGCACCAAACUAUCGGCUUAAAACAAUUCAGAAGAAGGUAAGUGAAGCUACUUAACAUGAAAAGAGCCCAGGGACAGUUGUCUAUUUCUAGACAAACCUAGGAGCUAGAUAUAUUUAAUAACUGCAGAUAUUUACUAGAAUAAUUUGGCAGCAUUGGUUGAUCUAUCUAAUUUAAAUCUAACCUGCCUUAUAUAUUUGUCAAGCCCUAUUUUAACCCCUUAAGACCGCAGGGCGUUUUAUGCUGUCCCUAUUUUGAUUGCUCUAAAUGCCGCAGGGCGGCAUAGAACGCCCUGCGAUCUUAUGUACUUACCCAAUCCGGCGAUCGCGGUAUGGGGACUUACCAGGGAGUCCCCCUCCGUCCUCUUGGCCCCUCUGGGCCAUGUGAUUGCGAGGACCUCGCGAUCACAUGGAUGGCAUAGCCAGCAGGGGGAGUGCCUGUAAUGAUUGCCUGCUGUCUGAAAAAUAAAUAAUUGUUAAAAACCGUGUAAAAUUAUAUAAUUACUUAGGAGAGAAAAAAAAAAUAUAUAUAUAUAUAUAUAUAUAUAUAUAUAUAUAUAUAUAUAUAUAUAUAUAUAUAAAAAUAAAUAUGUAAAUACGUUAUAAAAUUAAAAAAAAUAAUUAUACAUGUGUAAUUUCGUUCUAACUGUAUUUUCAAAUUUUAACACUAAUUUUGGCCAGUGUUUGUGGCUACUAAAAAACAAAACAAAAAAAAAACGAGAGGACAUACCCCAUUUGCAAUACAUUGGGUUGUCUACUUUUUCAAAUGGUAUGCCAUCAUGGGGGUAAUUCUUAUUCCUGGGCUACCAUAUGGUUUCAAAGGCAAUGUAACCAAUCUGACCAAUUUCAAUGUGAAAAAAAAUGAAAAAUGUAACAUGCUAUAUUUGACUCUGUAACUUUCCAAAACACUAUAAAACCUGUACAUAGGGGGUACUGUUUUACACAUGAGACAUCGCUGAAUACAAAUGUGUAUUUUAUUGCAGUAAAAGCAAACAGUAUUUUGACAUUCACAGUUAAAAUGCCACGUAGAACUAAGAAGAAAAAAAAAAAAAAAAAAUCUUAUUUCCUGAUAUAUGGUGGCAUAACAAUAGGGAUGUACUCUUCUUUCUGGACAAGCAUCUGAAAUCAAUAAAUACCAUAAAAAGCACCUCCCCUUACCAGGUAUAAGAGACCCAACCAGCCCAGGGACCUCAGUUCUUUCUUGUUCCAACAGGAACAGACUGCAUCUGGAAUGUGGAUGGUGAGGCACAUGGGUUGCUGCCAGGGGGAUCCGGUCUGAUAGUCUGCCGGGUGGAGAGCUGAAUGGCCAGCAAACAUCCUGCAGAUUCCGGAGCAGGUAUGUAAGUCUGCUUUUAUGCCGAGUGCAGUCACCGGCAAGGCAGGGAAGGCGGUCUCUAGUGGCAGCAAAUAACUGCCUGUUGGAGACGCUUGUGAACGGCGGUGGAACGCACACCCAGGUGGUUUUGCGUUCUACCAGAGUUCCGACUGCGCUAUUGCGCAUGCGCGUUCUAAACUCCUCGAAAUUGCGCUAAAUUUAAAGCGGAUCUGCAGACACUGCAUCAAAAUCUGCAUUAUGUGAACUGCCUUUGGAGAAGAAAAGGUUGUUUUGGUUCUCCUAUUUAUGCUGUGCAGAUCUUCCUGUCAGCAUGGAUGCUUGGCAAUAAAGGUCUCCUGUGCCACCAGCCCCCCCACAGGGGGUCAGAUGUUUUAGAGGUAUGAUUAUUUAGACUCUCAUCUUUAAAACUUUUUUUUUUUUUUUUUCUACAAAAAGAUUUAUUAGCUUAUGUAUUAGAUAUGUCUAGUCCUGUCUCUACUGAUAAUAUGGAUAAAGACAAAGUGCCUACACCUGCUUCUAAAAAGCCAGUUCCAAAGCUAAACAUCUCUGUUGUAGUGAAUGCUCUACUCUUUUACCAGAUGGUUUUAAAAGGAAAGUCUGUAAUGUUUGCUCUUCCUUGACGCUAGAAAAAUCCAAGCAUCAAGAGAUGAAAUCCUUUUUGUCUUGGUUUCAGGAUAAUCUGGCCCAGACUUUUGAGUCUUUUAAAGAGCCUGCUCACACUUCUCCUGUAAAAGCUACUAAACAGAAGUCUAAAAGGAAGAGAACUCCGUCUAGUUCAGAACUAUCCUCGGGUGAAUGUUUUUCUUAUUCAGAAUUCUCUACUCUUCUGUUACUGAGGUUGGUUUUCCUCAUGAUGAGUUGAGAAAAUUUAUUAGAGCUUAAUGUUAUCCUUUCUGAUGAAACGGUAGAUAAAUCCAAGGGCAAAAAAUGCUGGAUUUAAUAUUCAGAGAAUGGAAGAACCCUGAGAAAAGGGCUUUUGUCCCCAGACAUUUUAAAAUUAUUGUUAAAAUAGAGGAGGAAGAUAAAUGGGAAGAAUUGCCGGUGGUUGAUGUACAAGUGGCUCAAUUGUCUAAAAAAAACAAAAAAAACAAAACAAAAACUACCAUACCUAUUGGUGAAGUUUCUGGUCUGAAAGACCCUAUUGAUAAGAGGGCUGAAAACUUCCAGCAGAAGGGCAUAUCAGGCUGCAGGUUUUCAGGCUAAAGCAGCAUUAGCCGGGGCUUCAGUGGUGAGAGCUCAAAAUCUUUGGCUUAACACUUUGGAAGAUGGUCUGGGUGAUAACCAAGACAAAGGUCUUUCCCUCCUGUUCCAGAAUUUAAGGUUGUCUAAUGAGUACCUUAUGGAUAUUGUCACGGAGGUGAUAAAGCUUUCGGCUUGUGUCAUGGGUUUCACAUCUGUGGCCUGAAGGGCACUGUGGCUUAAAGCCUGGACAGCAGACACUGCAUCAAAAUCUGCAUUAUGUGAACUGCCUUUGGAGAAGAAAAGGUUGUUUUGGUUCUCCUUUAGAAGAGUUUAGAAGGCCCUGCCUCAAGACAGGAAAUAUGCCUGGAAACCCAGGUAUAGAAAUUUCCAGUUCAAAAACCGUAGGUGUUUUCAAGAAAAACCCAGGUUUUUUUUUCGUCAACAAAAAGAUUUGACACACAAAAAGACCCCAAGUCUGACAGAAACAAACGUUUCUGACGACAUCAGAGUGGGUGGAAGGUUGCAAGGUUUUGUCCACAGAUGGAGGGAGACCACUACAAUGAAUCUGGUGCAAAAUGGAUACCGAAUAAAAUUCUUAGAUGUUCCAAGACCAAGUUUCCUUGUCUCCUCCUACCGGUCGAAGUUAAAAAACCAAGCCCUUUUUUCUGCCACGGUCUCUUUAUUAAGAAAAGGUGUGGUAGAAAGGAUUCCAACUUCCCAAGUAUAUCAAGGGGUAUACUCCCAGUUGUUCCUAGUCCCAGAACCAGACAUGUCUUUUCGUCCAAUCUUGGAUAUAAAAGAACCACCUUCGGAUGUCAGAAUGUUCGGUGAGGAAAGCCAUGCAAGUUUUAGGUCAUCUGACCUCUACAAUAUGGGCAGUAAAAUGGGCCAGAGCAGAAUCAAGGCACUUACAGUGGGAAAUUCUUGUCCAAUGGUCAAAGAAGGAAGAAGACUUGGAUGCAUUAAUGAGUAUAUCAGAUCAUACAAAAGAAAAGUUCUCUUGGUGGCUCGAGGAAAAAUUCAUUACAGAAGGCCUGUCUUUUCGUCAAAAAUCUUGGAUCGUGAUUUCUACAGACUCUUCAAAUACAGGUUGGGGAGCUCACCUCCUGUAUCACUUAAGACAAAGUGUUUGGUCGAAAAAGGAAUCUUCAAAUUUCAAGGAGUUGUUGGCAGUUCUCUAUGCUCUUCGACAGUUCAAGGAUUUCAUUAUAGGAAAAGCUGUAAAGAUCCAGUCGGACAAUCAAACUACAGUCUCCUACCUAAACAAACAAGGCGGUACAAGAGUAAAAAAAAAAAAAAUUGUAUUUCCUUUUCUCACGGAUUAUGUCCUGGGCUCAGUCAUCUAGACGCCAUUCAUAUUCGAGUAGACAACAUGGUGGCGGACGAUUUAAGCAGAUCAAAAUGGUCACAGAACGAGUGGUCUCUCAAUUCAGACAUUUUCGCUCAUCUGGUGAAGAGAUUCGGUCUGCCAGUCAUAGACCUUAUGGCAAGAAGAUCAAAUGCAAAAGUAAGAUCGUUUGCCUCCCUUUUCAAGGUAGACAAGCCCGCUGGUAAUGGAUGGUUUUUCGAUCCGGUGGGAGUUUCCCCUUGCUUACAUUUUUCCUCCAGUGAGCCUUGUCCCAAGGAUUCUGCAAAAGGUAACAUCAGAUCAAUCUCGUAUUCUGGCCAUAAUACCGUACUGGCCAAACCACAGCUGGUUCUCGGUUUUAAAGAUGGCUUUAAAGUUCUGGAUUCUCCCGGUAACACCAGAUCUUCUGGAAAACAAGGGAAUUCUAGUAGAAGUAUUGAACAUGUUCAGGUUAACGGCUUGGCUGCUGCACGGCUAAUUCUGCAUAAUAGGGGCAAUAAAGAAGAGAGGUUUCAGUUACUGUGGUUCCUAUAUUCAAAAAGGGUUCAAAAUCCUUGCCUGGAAAUUAUAGACCUGUGAGCUUAAAGGACCACUCUAGGCACCCAGACCACUUCAGCUUAAUGAAGUGGUCUGGGUGCCAGGUACCUCUAGGAUUAACCUUUUUUUUUUUUUUUUUUAAAUAAACAUCAGAGAAACUGCUAUGUUUAUACUGAGGGUUAAUCCAGCCUCUAGUGGCUGUCUCAUUGACAGCCGCUAGAGGCGCUUGCGUGAUUCUCACUGUGAAAAUCACAGUGAGAGCACGCCAGCGUCCAUAGGAAAGUAUUGUAAAUGCUUUCCUAUGCGACCGGCUGAAUGCGCGCGGCUCCUGCCGCGCAUGCGCAUUCAGUCGAUGACGUCGCGAGCAAGGAGGAGAGGAGGAGUACAGCUCCCCGCCCGGCGCUGGAGAAAGGUAAGUGUUUAACCCCUUCCUCUCUCCAGAGCCCGGCGGGAGGGGGUCCCUGAGGGUGGGGGCACCCUCAGGGCACUAUAGUGCCAGGAAAACGAGUGUUUUCCUGGCACUAUAGUGGUCCUUUAACUUCUGUGGCUGGGAAAAUAUUUGAAAGGUUAUUAAGGGAUAAUAUUCAAGAAUUCCUUAAGAACAUGGUUAUCAGCAAAAAUCAGCACGGUUUUAUGAAGCACAGGUCAUGUCAAACUAACCUGAUUGCGUUCUACGAAGAAGUAAGUAGAAGUAUAGAUCAGGGUGUUGCCGUGGAUGUGAUCUAUUUGGAUUUUGCCAAGGCAUUUGAUACAGUUCCACACAAUAGAUUAGUGUUCAAACUCAAGGAAAUCGGUCUAGAUGAAAAUGCUUGUUCUUGGGUAGAACAUUGGCUUAAAAACAGAGUACAAAGAGUUGUCAUUAAUGGUAAAUUUUCAAGCUAGACAGAGGUGGCAAGAGGUGGCAAGUGGUGUCCCUCAGGGGUCUGUUCUGGGACCCCUUCUAUUUAACAUGUUUAUAAAUGAUCUUGAAGACCGCAUUGAAAGUCAUGUUUCAGUGUUUGCAGAUGACACAAACCUUUGUAAAACAAUACAACGUGAGCAAGAUAUUAGUUUGCUGCAGAGGGAUUUAGAUAGACUGGGGGAUUGGGCACUCAAAUGGCAGAUUAAAUUUAAUGUUGAAAAAUGCAAAGUUAUGCACUUCGGCGUAUUGAAUACACAUGCAACGUAUACCCUUAAUGGAAGUGAAUUAGGGAUAACACGCGAAAAGGACUUGGGAAUAGUUAGACAACAAACUAUGCAACAAUGUGCAAUGUCAAUCAGCAGUGGCCAAGGCCAGUAAGGUAUUGUCAUGCAUGAAAAAGGGCAUUCAUUCUCGAGACAAGAAUAUCAUUUUUCCUCUUUAUAAAUCACUGGUAAGACCCCAUAUUGAAUAUGCUGUGCAAUUUUGGGAACCUGUUCUGAAGAAGGAUAUUAUGGCACUAGAAAAAGUGCAGAGGCGGGCUACAAAAUUAAUAAAAGGAAUGGAACAUAUCGGCUAUGAAGAAAGGUUAACAAAUUUAAACCUAUUUAAUUUAGAAAAACGUCGCCUGAGAGGGGAUAUAACAUUAUACAACAAUACAAACCAUUGUGUGGAAAUCUAUUCACAAACCGGACUUUACAUAGGACACGAGGCCAUGCGUUUACACUGGAAGAAAGAAAAUUUCGUCUUAAGGCAAAGGAAGUUUGUUCUUACAGUAAAAAAAAAAAAAAAAAAAUCAGGAUGGGGAAUUCUCUGCCUGAAGAAGUGGUUUUAUCAGAGUCCAUACAGAUGUUCAAACGGCUACUAGACGCAUACUUGCAAGAACAGAAUAUUCAAGGAUAUAAUCUUUCAAUGUAGGAUAACUGCUUGAUCCAAGGAUAAAUCUGACUGCCAUUCUGGGGUCAAGAAGGAAUUUUUUUCCUAGCUUGUUGCAAAAUUGUGCUUCAAACUGGGGUUUUUUGCCUUCUUUUGGAUCAACAGCAAAAAACAAAUGUGAGGUAGGCUGAACUUGAUGGAUGCAAGGCUCUUUUCAGCUAUGUAACUAUGUAACUGUUAAAUUCUACCAGAAGCUUUACCUCUUCUAUUUACUUAAAAAUUUGGACGAGAUUUCUUCACUGGUGCAUAUCUCAUCGUUGCAUAGGAUCCUCGCAUUCUACUGAUGCUAUCCUUCAUUUUUUGCAAGAUGGUCUUGCUCAAGGUUUUAGUCUGUCUACCCUCAAAAUCCAAGUUUCCACUGUCAUUUUUUUGGUAAAAAAUUGGGCUUCUGAUCCUCUCAUUAGAUUUUUUUUUUUUUUUAAAGCUGUUCGACUCGUAAAGCCUCCUAAGAAAAUCUGUUUUCUCUCUUGGGAUUUGUCUUUAGUUUUGAAAUCUGUGUACUGAGCCUUUCAAACCUUUGGAAGAAGCUUCAUUGAAGAAUCUGUCCCUGAAAACUGUUUUUUGGUGGCCAUUACUUCGGCUAAGAGGAUAGGGGAACUCCAGGCCCUUUCUUCCUCUCCUGACUCUACAAAAUUUCUCCCAAAUAAAGAGGUUAUGUACCCUAAGCCUUCCUUUCUUCCAAAAGUCAUCUCCUCCAAGGUUAUCAACCAACCUAUUUUUCUAACUUCAUUUAAUGGUCCAUCUAUGCCAGAUUGGAAAUUUGAUUGGAGACCACUAGAUGUGGGUAGGUCUACUUGGACCGCUCCUCUACGUAUAGGAUGACUGAUCAUCUAUUUGUGAAUUUCUUUGGAAAAUUUAAAGGCCAAGUUGCCUCCAAGGCCACUUUAACUAGAUGGCUGGUGGAUACUAUUAAAUUGGCUUAUUCUUCCUCAAAUCUACCUCUGCCUGCCUCCUUAAAAGCACAUUCUACUAGAGCCAUGGCUGCCUCUUGGGCGUCUACCUGGUCUUCUUUCAACACUUUUGUCAAGCAUUACAGGCUAGACGUAUUUUCUGCCUCUGACGCUGAUUUUGGGCACAAGGUGUUACAAGCUGUUAUUGCCUAAAUUCCCGCCCUUAGUAUGGGAUCUCGAUAUAUCCCUAUUGUACUGCCACCAUAUGUCAGGAAAAACUGUAAUUUACUUUUUCCUUAAUAUGGUGGCAGUACAUCACUCCCUCCCUUUUUGUGUGUGUAUGUAUGUAUGUAUAUGUAUCCCCUGCACUCACGCUUACAAAAUAGUCCAAUGCCGGGCGCACCACCAGAGCUCCAAGAUAUGUAAAAACCAACAAGAAGGAAGGCUGCUCUUCGGACUUUAAAACAAAAAGUUUAUUCAAAUAAUAUUAAAAAAAUUACGACCAACGUUUCGGUUCCCGUUCGGGACCUUCCUCAGGGUCAAAAAUAGGACCUUGUUGUCCUAUUUUUGACCCUGAGGAAGGUCCCGAAUGGGGACUGAAACGUUUGUCGUAAUUUUUUAAUAUUAUUUGAAUAAACUUUUUGUUUUAAAGUCCGAAGAGCAGCCUUCCUUCUUGUUGAGAUAGAGGUGUGUGUGUGUGUGUGUGUGUUCUCUUAUACCUGGUAAGGGGAGGUACUUUUUAUGUUCUUUAUUUCAGAUGCUUGUCCCGAGGGAAGAGUACAUCCCUAUUGUACUGCCACCAUAUUAAGGAAAGAUGAAUUUAUGCUGAGAAAAAUUUAGUUUUUUUUUUCCUCCCUCUUUAAAAAUAUUUUAUUCAUAUUAAAUUAUGUUCCAUACCUAAAUAUUUGAUGGUAAAUAAAAGCCCUGUUCCCCUGAAUAAAAUUAUAUAUGUGGGUGCAUUUAAUAUGAAAGAGGUGAAUUACGGUUGGACAGACAUAUAUAGCGCAGAUGCCAGGUUUUGUUUACAUUUUGGUUUGAUCACAACUUGUACAUUUGGCUGCGGUCUUAAGGGGUUAAAGAUCCUAACGUUUGCAUGAAACCCACAUAAUUAAGUUGUUUUAUAACCUAUGCUUGAGGUACAGUACCUUCUGAAAAUGUACAAGGUUGUUGAACACUUAUGCAAAUCAGUCUAAUUUGUGCCUUAAUAUCUGUAAAGUGUGCAUCUUUAUAAUUUGAAAUUCUAGCACAAUCCUUGAAAUAUGGUUUGUGGUAUAUAUUCUUCAGAUCCCAUCUUCAGCUGGUAGAAUAACCGUGCCAAGACUAAGUGUGGGAGCCGUCACCAGCAGACCAAGCACCCCAGGAUUAGGUAAAGCAAAACACCUUGUGUGUCUGUUCUCUCAAACUUUGCUCCUAGCUUUUGAUGGCCUAAAACUCCUGGAGUUUGGUAUACGUGCACUAGAUAUUUUGUAAGUUCUUAGCUAUGGAGUGCAGAGAAUAAAAUCUUGACUUUAAUGCAAAGUCUUUUGUGUUUUAAAGCGGCACUAUAUUUGGGCAUGUCCGUGUGCUUUGGCUUACUAGUAUAUCACUGUGUUUUUCAGUUGUUUAGCAAAGUACUAAUGUACAGAUUGCAAUUAGUCUUGAUUGUGUUUUUUUUUUUUUUUUUCCUCCACUUAGGUACCCCGUCUGCACAAACUGUGUCAGUUUCCAAAGUUGGAACUCCAGUAUCACUGACUGGUCAGCGAUUCACUGUUCAAAUACCAACCUCACAGACAACUGUCAAAACAGGUCAUUAUUUUAAUUUUAUUAUUGUAUUCUUUGCAUAUGUGAAUCAGACUGCAAUUUUAAUUCAGCAUUGCAGAUCAUUGUAGUAACUGUUCAAGUUACCUAGUUACAUAGUUGAAAAGAGACUUGCGUCCAUCAAGUUCAGCCUUCCUCACAUUUGUUUUUUGCUGUUGAUCCAACAGAAGGCAAAAAAACACCCAAGUUUGAAGCACAAUUUUGCAACAAGCUAGGAAAAAAAAUCCUUCUUGACUCCAGAAUGGCAGUCAGAUUUAUCCUUGGAUCAAGCAGUUAUUAUCCUACAUUGAAAGAUUAUAUCCUUGAAUAUUCUGUUCUUGCAAGUAUGCAUCUAGUAGCAGUUUGAACAUCUGUAUGGACUCUGAUAAAACCACUUCUUCAGGCAGGGAAUUCCACAUUCUGAAAUCCUAUAUGGAUGAGCAAUAUAGCAAUAGUACACAAAAUAUAUUUGGCAGUGAUCUUCUUGUUCAAAGUAGGAAAUAUCUAGUGUUUGUGGCACAUUUUAAAGAGAUUGAUGUGCCCUUAGUAAAGAAUUGGGGUAUUGCUGCUGUAAUAAUGUGUACAUCUAGUAUAUAAUAUGACAUUAUAAAUGUCCUAUAUUAAAUAAAAUUUCAAAUGCACCUAAAACAUAUCAUAUAUGUAAAUAUACUCAAAUAUUUUUUUUUUUUUAUGAUUAGCAUAAACUCCCUGAACAUAAGGUUUGAAUUUGUUAUAUAAAUAAUUUUAACUGUAAACAUGUAGGCUUUAGCAAUAUUUUAACAGGUCACACUACCUGGAAUUUUUCUAUUAACAUGUUUCUUGUUUUUUAUUUAUUUAUUUUUUAGUCCCUACUACUACACCUACAGUUCAGAAUGUCCUAAUCAAUCCUUCAUUAAUUGGUUCCAAAAACAUUCUUAUUACAACAAACCUGGUGUCUUCACAAAGUGCAAACAACGAGUCCAACUCAUUAAAGCGGAAACAUGAAGAUGAUGAAGACUACGAUGCCAUGUAACAUGCUUAAUUCCUACUAUAUAAGGGGCAUUUCCUUUAUGGACUUUAUUCAACUGCAACAAAUCAUGGGACUUUCAUUUCAAAUUAGUUUUUGUGUGCGGGAUUUUUUGUUUGUAUUUCCUUGGAAGCAAUAUAACAAUAUGCAUCAUAUCCCCAUUUUUUUAUAUAAUAUUUAUCUGUUAUAUUGUUGAAGCCAAUGUAAAUUAAAGGGAUAUUACAAGAGU